GCAAGGUGACAUUUGGGCACCACUCUGCUUCGGGCCACCGCACUUACAACGAAGACAGGGUUUUCGGCAGCGCCGAUUUGGGAGCUGCUUUGGGGCUGCAGGCGGGCCAGCCGUCUAUGUUUUUUGCUGUCUAUGAUGGGCACAACGGAGAGGCUGCGGUGGAUUUUGUACAGAAGAAUUUGCCGCUGAACAUCUGCAGGGAGCCGCACUACCUCACGAAUGACAUCUGUGGGGCGUUGAAGUGGGGCUUUGCCGAAACGGAGAAGGCGCUGCACCGGAUGGUCUUAGACCAAAUAAGUGGGGAUGGGUUCACUGACACAGAGACUUCCCCCUUUUCCUCGGGGACCACGGCAUGCGUGGCCUUGCUGCAGCAUAAUGUUCUCUAUGUGGCGAAUGUGGGGGACAGCCGCUGCGUUUUAUCUCGAGCUGGGCGGGCGGUGCCGCUGACUGAUGACCACCACCUGCGCAGCAACAGGAAGGAGCAGCAGCGAGUCAAAGCAGCAGGAGGCAGCUACGACGAUGAGGGAUACCUCAAUGGGGUUUUGGCUGUCUCUCGAGCCUUUGGUGGCUUCAGCAAAAAGACCGGCGAGAAGCUGAAAGGCCUCAGCUGCGAGCCCGACCUUUCCGCGCACCACAUCCGCAAAGAAGACGAGUUUUUGCUGCUGGGCUGCGACGGAAUCUUCGACGUGUUGUCUUCGCAAGAGUGCAUCUCUUUGGUGCGCGCGAAGCUGCGGGCGGGAGUGUCUGCUGCUGCAGCUAGCCAGCAGCUAGCUGAGGUAGCCAUGCGGCGGUACUCGCUGGACAACGUUUCUGCUGUUGUAGUUGUGCUGCAGUCGCCAAAUGCAGCAGCAGCAGCAGAAGGAGACAAAGAGGGCUGGUGGGCAGAAGAGGGAGACCCGGAGGAGCCUUUUUUGGUGCCCAGACACAGCAGCAGCAGCAGCAGCAGCAGCAGCGCGGGCGACCCCCAGCCGCAGCAGCAGCAGCCGCAGCAGCAGCAGCAAAAACCCGAUAGACCCAAGUUCGAUUUUUCAAUCCUCAAGGCAAUGCUGUAG
Messenger RNA from Eimeria tenella, 1052 nucleotides. Its product is annotated as protein phosphatase 2C, putative. NCBI's taxonomy places the organism in Eukaryota, Apicomplexa, Conoidasida, Eucoccidiorida, Eimeriidae. Gene Ontology annotation, molecular function: protein serine/threonine phosphatase activity. The record is from RefSeq and is a predicted model, not a curated record. Gene Ontology annotation, biological process: protein dephosphorylation. The annotation marks the transcript as partial. The transcript has 7 exons.